AUGCCGACGCAGCCGCCAAUCCAGCAUGUUCCUCAAGGGUCAGUGUUCUCGUUCGCACGUAAAGAAGAGCCCACCGAAGAGGAGAUUCAAGAAAAGCCGUGGAAGUACAUCGGCUACAAAGGCUACACUAAUUUCAUCUCCUCGGAUGAUGACUUCUUCGUACUUCGCAGAUUCGACUCACUGAAUGUUCGCGCAGCGUUGGCACUUCAGGAUGAGUUGUCGUGGCUUGAGGAAGAGCUAGGAGUUCUAGACAAUGAACUCAGUGCAAAAGCCGCGGAUGAUUUCAAUAACGGCACGCUGAGACAAGAUGUCUUCGUCUCAGCCGUUAUCAUCGCCAUCGGAGUUCUGAUGCUCAUCACGCCCAUAUGGAUCCUCCAGGCCUUGACGGAUCUCAAGGCUAAACUCGCAGUCAUCACGGUCUUCAUCUUCGUCUUCCUUCUCGUUCUUUCCCUAGCCAUGGUGGCUAAACCUUUCGAAGCACUAGGUGCAACUGCAGCAUAUGCGGCGGUACUGAUGGUUUUCCUCCAAAUACAGUCAGGAGACUCUUGA
Molecule: messenger RNA, 549 nt
Organism: Colletotrichum costaricense
Lineage: Eukaryota; Fungi; Ascomycota; Sordariomycetes; Glomerellales; Glomerellaceae
Exons: 3
Coding region: 1-549 (182 amino acids)
Source: RefSeq, a predicted model, not a curated record